Messenger RNA from Dacryopinax primogenitus, 1113 nucleotides. Its product is annotated as glutathione S-transferase C-terminal-like protein. The transcript has 4 exons. The coding region runs from base 31 to 747 and encodes 238 amino acids. Lineage: Eukaryota; Fungi; Basidiomycota; Dacrymycetes; Dacrymycetales; Dacrymycetaceae. The record is from RefSeq and is a predicted model, not a curated record. Gene Ontology annotation, cellular component: cytoplasm.
UUCACUUUCACACGCUUGAUAACACGAAGUAUGGCCACCGCUGUCGCCCCACUCACGCUCUACACUAACAAGGGCUGCCCAUACGCCCAACGUGCCGUCAUCGCACUCAAGGAAACCAAGAUCCCGUAUGACGCAGUUGAGAUCGACCUGCAGAACAAGCCUGUCUGGUAUCAACCGAACAUCAACCCUGCUUCCAAAGUCCCCGCAAUCGUGUACGGCGCCACUCAGGCGGACAAGACCGUCGCCCCGCCAAACACGACCAAGCUAGCGGAAUCCCUCGUCCUAGUCGAGUUCUUCGCCGACCUUGUCCCUUCCUCCCACCUGCUGCCGUCCGACCCUGUCGAGCGCGCCAAAGCAAGGUUCUUCAUCACCCUCGUCGGGGACAAGUUCAACCCCGCUUGGCAGGGGCUUGCCGCCAAAGGUGAGGGGGAAGAAGCCGUGCUCGCAGCAGUGAAGCAGAUUGCUGGGGAGCUGGACCCCCAAGGUCCUUAUGCGCUGGGCAAGGAAUGGACCAUCGCUGAUACCGCUAUCGCCCCUUUUGUGGGGAGGCUGUAUCUGAUCGCGAAGGAGGAUAUAGGUGCUUGGGAGGCUGGAACUGGACCCAAGCUCUUGCAGCAGCUUGAACAGGUGCCGCAUUGGGAUCGGUAUGCCAAGGCGCUCCUUGCCAGGGAUAGUUACAAAGAGUCAUUCCCUACCGAAUACCUCUCAGAAAGGCUCAAGGAGAGGUUUGCCGCUCAGCGCAAGUGAGGCCUCUUCUUUACUGUAUCCCUCUCUGCUCAGUCCCAUAGUCCCGAGCUCGUCUGUAACCGCGUCCUCGUGUGAAGCGCUGUAUCCCUGUCUGAGAUAUGAAUAAAAGAAGUGAUGCAUUGCUAGCCUACUUCAUACAGAUCCCCGUCAGGGGGUGGGCCACAUCGUGUCGUGGAAGAUCAUAGACUACAUGGAGGUGCAUUCGGAGUUGUUGAUUCCUUGAGUUUGGGAGGAGUUGGGUGGGGAUGAAGAUAAAAAGGUCGUGGGAUAGGAUAGUGUAGGCAUGAGUCCGUUGUCGUAAGGUGACCACGCCGGGUCAUUUUUGGGUAUCAUGUGCUUUGCCGGCUACGCUAGUAAGCGCCCAAG